CCAAGCCAAAGAUGUCGGGGCAGGGUGGGAAUAACGAAUUUGUACUGAUCGAACAUUCCGAGUGCAUCCGCCGCAUAAGUGACGAACUCGGCGAAGAACUAAAGCAACUGACAGCUCGUGUGGAGAGACUCGAAAAACGAAUCAUCAACGAACACAUUUUCUUGGCCUUUCAAGAAAAAAUCUGGGAUGUCCUGAAGUCAUUCAUAAUUCUCGUUUUUCCAAUGGCGUUGGUAUUUCUGAUCGAUCAUGUGUUCGACAACAUCGACCCCUAUCCCGCCCAAGAAAGUGCACAGCUCUUUCGCGAGCUCCUCGUUGUAAUGUUCAUGGGGUUCGGCAUCGGUUACGGCGUCCCAGCAUUUGUCGUCUCUCUCAUUGACCUAAACUACUAUCUGAACGGGUGCACGGAACAAGUGAAAGCCCGUCAAGACCUCAAGGAUCUCAUGCACGACUUGAAGAAAACUUGCGGGAAUGUCGCCGGACAAGAGGAUGCAGAGAAUCGUGACCCGGAAUGUGAAAAGGAGGAGGAAGAGGGCUUGGCAAGCGGCGACGUAGAGGAGGACGAAGAGGAAGUUGAUGGGCAGUCAGACACAGAGGACCCUAAAGACAAAUAAUUGCCUAAAAUCACUGGCCGUUUAAGAUAACUCGCCAUUAUACAUGCACUUUGUUUAAGUAAAUCAUUGCUAAAAUUUUCGAAAUGGUCACGUUUCAGUUUUGCCGUCAAUGCAUGAAUUUGUGAAGACAAUCAUAGCAAUUUUUCCACCCAGCUUAAUCUGUACUAUUUUGUAACAGAAAAGCCUUCAAUACAUGAAAUACGUCGUACAGUCUGUGAUAAUUUUUCAUCCACGGAUAAGGUAAAUAAAACUGAAGGGAAUAAUAAAAUGCA
Lingula anatina is the source of this 883-nucleotide messenger RNA. RefSeq lists its product as uncharacterized. NCBI's taxonomy places the organism in Eukaryota, Metazoa, Brachiopoda, Lingulata, Lingulida, Lingulidae. The record is from RefSeq and is a predicted model, not a curated record.